Messenger RNA from Owenia fusiformis, 1052 nucleotides. The record is from the annotation of a GenBank genome assembly. NCBI's taxonomy places the organism in Eukaryota, Metazoa, Annelida, Polychaeta, Sabellida, Oweniidae.
CAAAUGGAGGAGGAUAAAUAAGGGUUGCCGACAUUAUAGAGACGAGUGUACAAGUUAUGAACUAGGACAACGGACAUCGAUUGUUGAGAGUCAUUUUCAAAGCUAACUACCAAGAUUACCCCUGAAAUUAUUGAACAGCUUUUGAAAUAUAAUAUUUCUUUUUCAAUUUCAAAAAUCAUUAUUACAAUUGUUAAUACUGAAUCGAUGAGCACUUCGGGAGGACGUGCAAUUUUGUAAUUGCGAAACUCUAUUGUACUUGCGAAUCACUAUUGUACAUGUUCUUUAUAAGACAAGAUGUCCACGCCUGCCGAGAGAAACAAACAACGCGAGGAGCUAAAACGGGAAUUUAAAUACAUUUUCAAAAUAGUAGUAGUAGGAGAUUCAGGUGUGGGGAAGACAUCGUUGAUUCGAACUUACACAGAUGGCCAAUUUCAACAUUAUUUGCAUCCUGAUGGUCUCUUGGACAAGAAGGAAAAAGUGUUGCGAUUGGGAUCGGAUAAAAUCAAACUUGAAAUAUGGGACACUGCUGGUCAGGAACGCUACAGGAGCCUCACAGCAUCAUACUACAGAGGUGCCCAUGGUUGCCUAAUUCUCUUUGACGCUAGUGUUACCGAUGCAACCACAAACACAAACAGAUCGCUGGAUCGCUGCGUUCACUGGUUGGAUGAUACAACGCAGUACUGUAAUGACAGCACGUGUAAAAUGCUCGUUGCAACAAAGUGCCAUCUUUUAGAUGAAACAAAAACUUUGAAGUGCGAACUUGGCAAGAAGUUCGCAGAUGAGAACAAUUUGUCAUAUAUGGAAUUAAGCUCCGAGAAAAACAUGAAUGUGAAUGAAACAUUUGAAAAACUUGCGCAAAUAUUGUACACUGAGUAUUCAAGACGGGACAGUAAUCUAAAUGAAAAGGUUAAUGAGGGUCAGGGGAAUUCAUUGCACAUAUUCAAGUCAACUUUCUUUAAGAAUUCACUUGUCUGUCCGGGUAGCUGCGUUAUAUUAUGAUUUAACAAGCUUUGAGAAUUAGCGUCUUUUAAAAAAGAAACAGACUUCGAAUU